Zingiber officinale is the source of this 2837-nucleotide messenger RNA. Its product is annotated as mechanosensitive ion channel protein 6-like. The record is from RefSeq and is a predicted model, not a curated record. Bases 1 to 2811 code for a protein of 936 amino acids. The transcript has 5 exons. Gene Ontology annotation, biological process: monoatomic anion transport; transmembrane transport. Gene Ontology annotation, cellular component: plasma membrane. Gene Ontology annotation, molecular function: mechanosensitive monoatomic ion channel activity. Lineage: Eukaryota; Viridiplantae; Streptophyta; Magnoliopsida; Zingiberales; Zingiberaceae.
AUGGAUUCCUUCCAAAGGUCCUUCAAGUCCCAUGGUGGCUCGCACAAGUACUCUUCCUCUCGCAGCCUCUCCCACGAUCUCGAGGAGCAGCCGAUCCUUCUUGAAAAAGAUGAUCCCGACCACAGUGGCGAGGUGGUAGUCAAGAUCGACGGAAACAGCCACCACCGUGGUCCCGCCGCGGGCUCCAUUGGAGGCGGGAACGUUCCCAAUCAAGUGUGGAGGGAAUCGAGCUAUGAGUUUUGGAAAUCGGAAGGCAAAGAUGGACGUCGAAUCCGAAAUGGAAAUGGAAAUGGAAAUGGCGGCGUCGGUCUUCGUGAUGAGGAAGGAGGAGAUGGGUUCAGCUUCAUGAGCCCGCAAGCGGAGAUCGCCGAGGAUCCCCCGUCGCGGCUCAUCCACACGUUCCUUGACCAACAGCGUUCCAAAGGCGCCGAGAUGACUUUGGACAUGGACAUGGAAAUGGAGGAGCUAAGGAGGAAUUCCAACUCCCCCACUACUGUAUUUGGCUCCAGGGAACCCCGAGUCUCCUUCCAAGCUCCCUCCAGAGAUGAACCCUAUUCUAAUCAACAAUCACCCUCGUCCGACGAUAACGAUACCGAUGACCCGGACGCUGGACUCCGGCAUAGAAAGACUUUGGCGGCGAUGCCUGAACUGAGUGGUGCCGGUGUGGAAGUGCUCCGCUGCACCUCAAAUUCUUCCCUCCGUCGCAACUCCACCAUGCUCCGCACCAAGACUCGUUCGAGGAUCAUGGACCCGGCGCCUCCUCUGGCGUCUCAGCCGCCCCAGACGGCAACUGGUAAUGAAGAGGUGAGGAGGUCCGGGUGGAUUCCCAUGUCCGGGCAGAUCAAGUCUGGGUUCAUCGGCGGCAAGUCACAGCGAAUGGAUGAGGACGACGAGGAUCCAUUCGUCGAUGAUCACAUCCCCGACGAGUUCAAGCGCACCGAUUUAAGUUGGCUCACAAUCCUACAGUGUGUGAGCCUAGUCCUCAUCGUCGCCGCGUUCGCAUGCAGCCUGUCCCUUCCGUCCCUCCGGUUGAUGACGCCUUUGGAGCUCCAUCUUUGGAAGUGGCUCCUCCUACUCUUCGUGCUCAUCUGUGGCCGCCUUGUCUCCGGAUGGCUUGUCCGUCUCAUCGUCUUCUGCAUCGAACGCAACUUUCUCAUCCUUCGCAAACGCGUCCUCUACUUCGUCUACGGCGUUCGGAGGGCAGUCCAGAACUGCUUGUGGCUCGGCUUCGUACUCCUCUCCUGGCAAUUAUUGUUCAACAAGAAUGUGCAAGGGCGGGUGAAGAGCCGCACUCUACCAAAAGUAACCAAGAUCCUGUUAUGCCUCCUCGUAGCCAACUUGUUUCGACUAGCCAAGACCCUGCUCGUGAAGGUCCUUGCUAGUUCCUUCCAUGUGAGCACCUACUUCGAUCGCAUCCAAGAGUCUCUGUUCAAUCAGUACGUGAUCGAGACACUCUCUGGCCCGCCGCUAAUAGAGAUUCAACACAUUAAGGAAGAAGAAGAACGGACGAUAGCGGAACUGCAGAGGCUGCGGGAUGCAGGGGCAAGGAUUCCAGCUGAGAUUGAGGCGGCAGCGCUGUCGAGUAAGAGCAGCAGGCUCCCUGGUACUGAAAACAUUGGGAAGAGUACACAAAUUGGUAAGAGCUUCAAGUUUCCGACACCCAAGCCUCAGGACGAAGGGAUUACGAUCGAGGAAUUACACAAACUCAACCAAAAGAACGUGUCGGCUUGGAGGAUGAAGAAGCUGAUGAGAAUUGUGCGAUAUGGGACUCUGACGACCCUUGAUGAGCAGGUUCAGCAGGGCGCCGGGGAAGAUGAUUCUGUCACCCAGAUACGCAGUGAAUUCGAGGCAAAGGUUGCCGCGAGAAAGAUUUUCAACAAUGUUGCCAGAUCUGGUGCCAAGUAUAUCUACUUUGCUGAUUUUUUGCGUUUUCUGAACAACGAUGAAGCUCAAAAGAUAAUGAGCUUGUUUGAGGGAGCACAAGAGAAAAACAGGGUCAGCAGGCGAUCCCUCAAGAACUGGGUGGUGAAUGCAUUUAGAGAACGUAGAGCUCUUGCUUUGACUUUGAAUGAUACAAAGACUGCUGUAAACAAACUCCAUCAAAUGGCAAAUGUUGUUGUAUCAAUCAUUGUAUUUGUUAUUUGGUUGCUUAUUCUGGACAUUGCCACCACCCAUUUCUUUGUUUUUCUAAGCUCUCAGCUUUUGCUGCUAGUCUUUAUUUUUGGCAACACUUUGAAGAUGGUCUUCGAAGCUAUUAUUUUCUUAUUUGCAAUGCACCCUUAUGAUGUAGGCGACCGCUGUGAAAUUAAUGGAGUCCAGAUGUGCGUGGAGGAGAUGAAUAUAUUGACAACAAUUUUCUUGAGGUAUGACAACCUUAAGGUUGCAUAUCCCAACUCCAUUCUGGCUACCUUGCCGCUUGCCAAUUUUUACCGCAGUCCAGAUAUGGGAGACUCAAUCGACUUCUGUAUUCAUGUUGCAACUCCUCUGGAAAAGAUUGCUAUGAUGAGAGAAAGGAUAGUGGGCUAUUUGGAGAACAAGAAGGAGCAUUGGUAUCCUGGUGGUCAGGUCGUUCUGAGAGAUGUUGAUGACGUGAACAGAUUAAAAGUAUCAAUUUGGAUGAGGCAUCGUAUUAACUUUCAAGAUAUGGGCGAACGGUUUCUGAGAAGAGAGCUUGCGGUCCAAGAGAUGAUCAAGGUAUUGAGAGAACUAGAUAUUGAGUAUCGCAUGCUUCCCCUUGAUGUGAAUGUGCGCAACAUGCCGGUUAUCAAUUCCACUCGUCUACCGUCUACCUGGACAACUCUCAAUUCGUAGGAAACUUCAGAUCAAAUUUUGUUUCC